AGAAAAGGAAGGUCAUAGCCCAGAAGAACAUAAUUCAAAGUGGGAGGACUAAUGCUUACAAGAAACUAAGGCAAGUGAAUAAGAGCUUCUUAAGAACUGGCAACUGCGUUUGUGUGCCAAAGGGAAGACAUAAACCAGCAUCAGCAUGAGUAGAAAAGAAGAAGAAGAAGAUGAUAUAGUGUGCUUGGAUGAAUCUUUCUUCGUCAAUGACGACUACCAAAUUACUGAUUUUACAUUUGGGACUCAUGUUCUUCAGCUUUACUGCCUCCAAUCUGCUUCAACUGAUUUUGAUUUGACAGGACAGUUGGUGUGGCCUGGGGCAGUGCUCAUGAAUGAUUAUCUCACAAAGAAUGCUAACAUGCUCCAAGGAUGUUCUGUCAUUGAACUAGGCUCUGGUGUUGGUAUAACUGGAGUACUUUGCAGUAGAUUCUGUCGUGAAGUUGUGAUGACAGAUCAUAAUGAUGAAGUUCUGAAGAUUCUGAAGAAAAACAUAAAGCUGCAGGAAUCUUCUGAUGACUCUAUGUGUUGUACAGAAUUAAAAGCCGAGAAGCUGGAAUGGGGUGACUCAGAUCAGCUGAAUUGCAUAUUACAGGGGCAUCCAGAAGGAUUUGAUUUAGUUCUUGGAGCUGACAUUUAUAUCCAACAGGCAAAUGUCCCUUUGCUUUUUGAUACUGUUGAACAGCUACUUAGAGAUCGUGACCAGAGCAAAUGCAAAUUUAUUUUGGCCUAUGUUUCACGAGCAAAAGUCAUGGAUGCUAUGGUCAUCGAUGAAGCAAUUCGGCAUGGUCUGCGGGUAAAUGAAGUUUCUGGGACUCGGCGUAUCAUCAGGAAUCUCGAAGGAGUUAUAUUUGAGAUUACGACUAAUCACUAGAGUUGGCAAUUAAGAAUGGAGUUUCUUCAGCACCAUUUGAAUGGAAAACUAUACAGUUUUAAGGAGUUCAGAGAAACUAUUACUCGGUAAACAACACAAAAAGCUUCAAGUACCAUCAAACCUUGGGGUUCUGUGUAAUUUUUGACAUUCCAGGCAACAAAAAAGAUGUAUUAAGUCCUCAAAAGAAUCUUGUAAUGUGUAUCAUUUUUUCGAUAGCUGUUCUUUUGAUUAAGUUUCGAAAUAUGUUUUCGAUUAACAGUCACUUUUGGUAUUUUAAGCUUUUUUGAGUAAGUCACUUUUGGUAUUUUAAGCUUAAUUUUUCGAGUAAGAGUCACUUUUGGUAUUUAAACUUUUUGUUUGGGAUGGCCCUACACUAUGACUAGGUAAUGAUGUCUGUGUCCCCAAAAGAGUCUGGUUUUGAACUUAUGUCAUUCUCUAAUAUUUUUAAAGACUGAACUUUAUUCCA
Molecule: messenger RNA, 1337 nt
Organism: Lycium ferocissimum
Lineage: Eukaryota; Viridiplantae; Streptophyta; Magnoliopsida; Solanales; Solanaceae
Exons: 8
Coding region: 146-871 (241 amino acids)
Biological process (GO): protein methylation
Cellular component (GO): nucleus
Molecular function (GO): S-adenosylmethionine-dependent methyltransferase activity; protein methyltransferase activity
Source: RefSeq, a predicted model, not a curated record